Tachyglossus aculeatus (Australian echidna) is the source of this 440-nucleotide messenger RNA. It is a transcript of the gene TEX55, whose product is annotated as testis expressed 55. The record is from RefSeq and is a predicted model, not a curated record. The transcript is spliced from 4 exons. Lineage: Eukaryota; Metazoa; Chordata; Mammalia; Monotremata; Tachyglossidae. The coding region runs from base 41 to 331 and encodes 96 amino acids.
ACGCAGCCUUCCCCGGGGAGCGCGGCCUGAGGGGCGGAGGAUGAGGAUGGGCGAGCCCCGCCAGGGACAGCUAGAACAUCAAAACAUCCUUAUUCCCAACCCGGAACAAAGCCUGAUCCCUGAAGGGAGGAAGCCGGAGGAAUCCCAGCCGGAUCCCCCUAAGGUGUUCGAGGAUCCCUUCGAGACGGCCGUCAGGUACAUGGAGAAGCACAACGUUCUGCAGAUAUUCCAGCAGAUCACGGAAGACCUAGUGUACGAGAAGCCACAGGACCCCUUACGGUUCAUGCUGAAGCAGGUCCAAACCAUGUUGAACGAAAGAGACGAGAAAUGACAGCCCUGGCAGCCUCCAGAGUUGACGGCCUCCAUCAGCAGUGACCUCCAACCGUAGCCUCCAUCCAUCAGCGACGGCGUCCACCGGCAUCGGCCUCCAUCUCCAGCGG